Priceomyces carsonii is the source of this 1065-nucleotide messenger RNA. RefSeq names its product D-mandelate dehydrogenase-like dehydrogenase. Gene Ontology annotation, cellular component: cytosol. Lineage: Eukaryota; Fungi; Ascomycota; Pichiomycetes; Serinales; Debaryomycetaceae. The coding region runs from base 1 to 1065 and encodes 354 amino acids. The record is from RefSeq and is a predicted model, not a curated record. Gene Ontology annotation, molecular function: hydroxypyruvate reductase [NAD(P)H] activity; glyoxylate reductase (NADPH) activity; NAD binding. The transcript has a single exon.
AUGACUGUACAAGAGGGUCAAUCAAAGAAGCCAAGGAUCCUUUACAUCCCCUGGGAUAAGCCCAUUCAUCAUAAGGAAUCAUGGGAGCUUGUCAAUGAGAAAUUUGAAAUUGUGACUUAUGAUUUCGACACAGUACAUGAAUAUAUUGAAGAAUUAAAAAAACCUAACCACGGAAAGAUCGGUAACAUUGAAGCCGUGUUACGCUCAACUUGGCUAAAGUCAAGUCCUUACGUUCAUCACUAUAUACUUAGAGAUGAAGCCGUCAGACUAUUGCCCCAAUCUGUAAAAAUUGUCGUACAAUCAGGUCAUGGGUACGAUAUUGUCGACGUUGAGUAUUUAUCGUCAAGGGGGAUUAUAUUUUGCAACUCGCCAGAUUCGUGCUCAAGGGCCACAGCAGAUAUCGCAACUUAUUUAAUAUUAGCCUCUUUCCGGUAUACUUCCUACGCUGAGCAUUGUGUGAGAAGUGGCCAUUACUAUGAUUCGCAGGAAUUAGCACAAAUCGCUGACGAUCCUAGUGGUAACACGUUAGGAAUUAUUGGGCUAGGUGAUAUAGGUAAACUAGUUACACAAGCAUGUCAGGCGAUUGGAAUGAAAGUAAUUUAUCAUAACCGUUCAAGAAAGGCAGAAAUUGAAAACGAUUUCCAGGAGGGUUCUUUGACUUACUACAAAGAUUUUGAUGAUUUCUUGGCCCAAUCUGACUGCAUCUUAGUGCUAUGCCCGUACACGAAAGAGACAAGACACUUAAUUAGUUUUGAGGCUUUUAAAAAGAUGAAACCCAAAGUGAGGUUAGUAAAUAUAGCUAGAGGUCCAAUUGUACACGAGGCUGCAGUGAUAGAUGCUUUAGAAAGGGGACAGUUGGUCGGUGCUGGCUUUGAUGUUCAUGAAUUCGAACCAAAAAUACACGAAAGAUUGCUUAAUAAUUGGAAGAUUACUUUAUUGCCCCAUUUAGGUGCUGUUAGCAGGGCCUCAUGGAGAAAGUUUGAAAAAAAGUGCGUCGAUAAUUUAAUUGAGUAUUUUUAUGGUGCGGGAAAGCCAAAUGCCGUUAAUAAAGAGAUUUUAAGCUGA